This is a messenger RNA of Phytophthora sojae, 291 nucleotides long. RefSeq lists its product as hypothetical. The transcript has a single exon. The record is from RefSeq and is a predicted model, not a curated record. The coding region runs from base 1 to 291 and encodes 96 amino acids. NCBI's taxonomy places the organism in Eukaryota, Oomycota, Peronosporomycetes, Peronosporales, Peronosporaceae.
AUGCUCCUCAUAUUCUGCCUGGCUCUUAUCGUCGUCGCAAGUGGCAUGACCUUGACUCGUGGCGAAGAUACCGCUCCAAGCUACGAUGUCGCUCCUGCGCUGGACUCGAACGCGGGCAAGAAUGUUCGCCGUCUCAGGGGAAGCCACAAACCGCACACCAAGGGAGACGAAGAGAGAAUGAUACCGGUUUUUACAUUCUGGAGCGACGAGAUGCUGGGGAGGACAGAAUUUGCUUCGACUACUUCAACAACGUCAACUACUUCGACUCAAUCAUCGCAAAAUGCUUUAUAG